Molecule: messenger RNA, 1662 nt
Organism: Epithele typhae
Lineage: Eukaryota; Fungi; Basidiomycota; Agaricomycetes; Polyporales; Epitheliaceae
Product: DWNN-domain-containing protein
Exons: 8
Coding region: 1-1662 (553 amino acids)
Biological process (GO): protein ubiquitination; mRNA processing; ubiquitin-dependent protein catabolic process
Cellular component (GO): nucleus
Molecular function (GO): nucleic acid binding; zinc ion binding; ubiquitin protein ligase activity
Source: RefSeq, a predicted model, not a curated record
AUGGCGUCGUCCGUCUUCUACCGCUUUCGGUCUCAGAAAGAGGAGUCGCGAGUGACUUUCGACGGCACCGGCAUCUCCGUCUUCGACCUCAAGAAGGAGAUCAUCAUAGCUAACAACCUCGGUAAGGCGAACGACUUUGACUUGAUCGUCCUCGACAACGCUGGCCAAGUACUCGCGGACGAUGCGCACGUCAUCCCCCGGUCGUCUUCUAUCGUCGUCAAACGGGUUCCCUCUCGUCCUGGCAGAGGCUGCGCACCGAAAUACCUUGGCGCAGCUGGUCCGGUCUCCCAUUCUGACCAAGGUGGCAAAGGCGGUGGAGGGUCGUGGCAUCGAGGCAACAUGUCGAAACGGUUCGACAAGGACGGGAAGGAGGAGCCGCCGCCGGUAGAGAAGCCCAUGCCCCCCGACGACGAAGACGCAGCAAUGAUGGCCAUGUUCCAAGCGCAAACUGCGAACUGGGAGGAGACCCAGGAGAAAAUGUCACAUGCUACUCGCAUUUACAACACUCCCCGCGGCGGCGCCCCUCGCGGUGGCAAGCCUUUCCAGCCCACACAUCAUCAGUCCGACCGGCCACUGCCUCCCAGUUAUGUAUGCUAUCGUUGUGGACAGAAGGGCCACUGGAUCCAGGACUGCCCAACAAACAAUGACCGCGAGUUUGACAACAGACCACGAAUCAAGCGGACCACCGGUAUCCCUCGAAGUUUCCUCAAAGCCGUAGACAACCCCACGACUGGUCCGUUGGGCCAAGGAGUCAUGGUCACACCCGAAGGAGGCUACGUCGUCGCCCAACCGGAUUCCGCGUCCUGGCAAAAGCAAGUCUCGCGGAACAAAGGCCUCACCGAGGCCGACGUCCGCGAACGCCCGCCGUCCGACCCCGCGCUCGCGUGCCCGAUCGACGGCAAGCUCUUCCGGGACGCGGUAAAGACCCCGUGCUGCGGGACGCUGUACUGCGAGGAGUGCGUGCAGACGCACCUGCUCGAGCGCGACUUCCUCUGCCCGAACUGCGCGCGCAAGGUCCCGAGCCUGGACAGGCUCAUCGUCGACAAGCCGAUGCGCGCGCGGGUGCACGAGUACGUGGACAAGGAGAUGGAGAGGAGCAGGCAGGAGGCGGACGGCGCGGACAAGGCGGACGGGCAGCGCGCCACGGAGGACGGCAAGGCGGCAGCGGAGGGCGACGGCGACAAGCCGCAACAGCAGCCGAACGGCGCCGCCUCAGACAACGCCACGGUCAUGGGAGACGGCAUGGGCGACGAAGCGUUCUACAACGACAUGUCCGGCAUGGACAUGAACGAGAUCAUCAACCAGCUCCAGGCGCAGAUCCAACAGGUACAGGUCAUGCUCAGCAACCCCACACUUCCUGCGCAAGUGCGCCAGCAGCAAUUUCCUAUGCAGGGCAUGUCCGCGGGGAUGCAGAACGGCAUGGGCGUCGGUGUUGGGGGCGCGAGCGGCAUGGCGGCCAUGAACGGCGCAGGGAUGGGUAUGCAGGGCGAGUUCAGGCAAUGGACGAACCCUUUCCCGAACCAGCAGCCGGCGGGGCAAGACUCGGCGUAUCAACGACUGCCACUGAACAACCGCAGGCGGCCACUCAAACGAGAUCGCCCUUCGGAUUUCUUGGAGGUUGGAGGCAACCAAAAUGAGAAGACACCACGAUUUUGGGAGUAG